AUGCCUGCAAACCUCACCAAAUACGGGUUAACGAAGCCUAUUUCGCUAUCCCAGGCCCAGGUCUGGAUGCGGGCUCUGGACUACCGCUGGACCAAGACUCCGAAUGGACAGUUUGUGGAUGGCCACGAACGUGCUGACGUCACGAGCUAUCGACAGACGAAAUUCCUACCAGCGAUCGCAGACUAUGAUCAUCACGCUCGUCAGUGGGAUAAGGACGGCACAGAGGUUCCAGUUCCAGACGACUUACCUCGCCCCCGUAAUCGCCGUGUUGUCUACUGGCAUCACGACGAAUCUGUCUUCUAUGCACACAACCGCCGGGUCCGCCGCUGGGUGCACAAGACUGAGAAAGCCGUACCUCGGGCCAAGGGAGAAGGGGCUUCUCUAAUGGUCGCUGACUUUGUGUCAGCUGAAUAUGGCUGGCUACGCUCUCCUGAUGGCAAGGAGUCAGCACAAGUCCUAUUCUGCCCAGGCAAGAACCGCGAUGGCUACUUCACCCAUGAAGAAAUCCUGACCCACGCAACGACCGCAAUGGACAUCCUCUCCCGUCACUACCCCAAUGAGCAACACGUCUUUAUCUUCGACAACGCACCAACUCACCUCAAACGAGCUCCCGAUGCGCUGUCAGCAAGGAAGAUGUCACUGUACCCGACCAAACCUGGGGGCCCAUUUUUUGGUGUUGAGCAGACAACCACUGAUGCGGGGGGGAAAGAGGUCAAGGUCAAGGUUCCAAUGGCGAACGGUCACUUCAAUGGGCAACCACAGUCGUUCUAUUUCGAGACCGGACACCCACGCGCUGGCAUCUUCAAGGGGAUGGCACAAAUUUUGACAGAGCGUGGGUUCUACACUCGGGCCCACCGUUUCAUGGAUGCGUAUCGCCGCGGGCUCGAUGGGAAGCAGGCUGCGUGGGCAGCGAAGAAAUAUCGUAGCCACCGCGUCCUUCCAAACGACAUUCUUGAGGAGCUCGAUCGGGAAGGCAUCACUCCGGACAACUAA
Dichomitus squalens LYAD-421 SS1 is the source of this 993-nucleotide messenger RNA. RefSeq lists its product as uncharacterized. Bases 1 to 993 code for a protein of 330 amino acids. The record is from RefSeq and is a predicted model, not a curated record. The transcript has 2 exons. Lineage: Eukaryota; Fungi; Basidiomycota; Agaricomycetes; Polyporales; Polyporaceae. Gene Ontology annotation, molecular function: nucleic acid binding.